This is a messenger RNA of Gamsiella multidivaricata, 2346 nucleotides long. Its product is annotated as triose-phosphate transporter family-domain-containing protein. The coding region runs from base 187 to 2295 and encodes 702 amino acids. Gene Ontology annotation, biological process: UDP-glucose transmembrane transport. Gene Ontology annotation, cellular component: endoplasmic reticulum-Golgi intermediate compartment; Golgi apparatus; cis-Golgi network. The transcript is spliced from 5 exons. The record is from RefSeq and is a predicted model, not a curated record. Gene Ontology annotation, molecular function: antiporter activity. Lineage: Eukaryota; Fungi; Mortierellomycota; Mortierellomycetes; Mortierellales; Mortierellaceae.
GACGGUUGUUCCAAGGAAACCUUCCAGACUUUCAUUCCCCCCUUUUCCUUCACACUUCCUCGCCUUCAACCCAACAGACUCAUCAUCCACACUCAACACAUCCUCUUUUUUUUUUCUUGAUGCGGAGGACAGACUCUCGCCAACGACGACCACCACCCUCGCCUUCAGAACAACGCCCCCACUACUAUGAACACAAGCACCAAUAUGACAGACCCAUCAUCCCAGGAUCUAAUAUCAGCUCCAGGAAGAGACGGCGGAGGAAGACGACUGAACACCGCUAUCAAUUCGCCCUCUCCAACGACCUCAAUGGCCCCAAUAUCCGCCCCAAUGACUCAGCGUGACCCCUUCGAGGAUGACCAGGCCCCAUUCCUACGUCCUCGCAGCUUCGAGAACGAGCAUGAGUCCUUUAUUGAUGCCACCGCCGACAGCUAUCACGCUCCUAAGAAUCCUUUUGCGGACAACAUUGGCGACGGAGAAGAUGGGGGCAGGACAAGGACUCAGUUGCAGAAGAACGGCCGCCGUGACCCUGGAUACGACUCUUUUGACUCUCAUGAUGAUACCGCUGACGACGACGAAAGCGAAACCGACGACGAUGAUGAUGGCGAAUUGAGCGCUAGCGACUACAGCAGCGAUGGCGGCCUUGCCCACAGAACUGCAUACCAUGAGACCGCAGACGACGCAAUGGAGGACGAUGAGCAGGACACUCAGCGCCUGCUAUUGACCUCGACCAACACUAGACUCGGAGGCAUGGGCAUGGGCAUGCGUGUGGGCGAGACUGGAACCGGUACCAUGAUCGGGUUAGACCUGGAGCCUCACGGAACCCGAUCAUUUAAUCGUCGCCAACAGAGCCAGGAUCAGGAUGACGAUUAUGAUACCCUGCCGUUGUCGAUAGUCAAUACCAGGCGAGCACACGAUGCGAUCGAGGCAUCAAAAGAAGGGAUUGUUGGGCGCUCAGGACGCAAAGGAGAGGGCGGUAGGAAGAAGAAGACAAAGAAGCGUAGAGGCGGACAGUUGGAGGGAGAACGUCGGCUGGGACUUGGCGCGAUUCGGUCAGAGCAGAUCGCAGCGCUGGCAAAGAAGCAGCUCCGAGUGAACAUGUUUUGGAACGCUUUUUAUGUUUUCGCAUGGUACUCCUGCUCCACAGCAUUGUCCUUUUACAACAAAUGGCUGUUUUCGCCAAACCACCAUAACUUUACGUACCCGCUCUUCACGACCAGUCUUCACAUGGUCGCCCAAUUCGGACUCUCAUCCCUCACUCUCGCGCUCUUGCCUGCUUUACGACCAAAGGCUGCACCUUCAGCCAAGGAUUUUGGGACAAAGAUCAUGCCGUGCGCUGUCGCUUCUGGAUUGGACAUCGGGUUAAGCAACAGCAGUCUAAAGACCAUCACCCUUGCGUUCUACACGAUGUGCAAGUCUUCGUCGCUGGCGUUCGUGCUGCUGUUCGCGUUUGCAUUCAAAUUGGAGCGGCCAACCUGGACCUUGGCAGGUGUCAUCACUGUUAUCUGCGUGGGCCUGUUCAUGAUGGUCAUGUCCGAGGUCGACUUUGUGCUCAUCGGAUUCAUCCAAGUAAUGUUGGCCUCCGUUUUGGGCGGAUUGCGCUGGUCCCUGACCCAACUCCUGCUCGAGAAAACCGACACCAAAUCUGGAAGCCUCGCCAACCCGAUCUCGACCAUCUUCUUCCUCUCCCCAAUCAUGGGCAUCUGCCUCUCCAUCGUCGCCGGUAUCUUUGAAGGCUACUCCACCAUCUUUGGGUCCGUCUUCUUCUCGACCUUCUCCAGCGCACUCUCAACCCUCGGACUCUUGUUCCUCGGCGGUCUCUUUGCCUUUAUGAUGGUCCUCGCCGAGUUCAACCUCAUCGCCCGUACGAGCGUCGUUACCUUAUCGGUACUCGGGAUCAUCAAGGAAGUUGUCACGAUCGUCAUUUCCUCCUUGGUCUUCCAUGACCAGCUGACGAUCGUGAAUAUCCUAGGAUUGUUUGUCACGCUCACAGGAAUCGGCUUCUAUCAUUUCAUGAAGCUGAGGGAGAUGCAGGCCAAGACCAGACGGGAGACCAAGGAACUCGCGGAUGUGGAGCUUGCGAGGGCUGCGAGAAAGAAGGAACGUGCAAAGGCAAAAAAGUCGGCGGCGCGUGAGCAGCAGAAGCCUGAAGCAGGAAAGGAAGAGGCGGUGGCGGUGAUGGAGGCGGCAGAACAGCCGUGGAACCAUGAAGUGGUAGCUGCGAGUCGCAAGGAUGCAUCUCUUCAUGAGGCCUUUAUCCUGGAUGACGACGGUGAUCUUGCGCAUGGCGGUCGAUAGAUAGAAAAAAAAAAGAAUACCCUCCUUAUUACACAAAUGCAUAUCGAUCCU